UCUGUUGCCGUCGUUGGCGCCACCGUCCGCUCAGCCUCUUCACUCGCGUGGUGGCUAACAGUUGGCAAGAUGGCAAUUCGACCACUUAAAAAACCCAAGAUUGUUAAGAAGCGCGUAAAGAAAUUUAUCCGUCACCAAAGUGAUCGCUAUGUCAAGCUCAGGCCCAACUGGAGAAAACCCAAAGGUAUUGACAACCGUGUCAGGCGUCGUUUCAGAGGCCAAUACCUUAUGCCCAAUGUUGGUUAUGGUUCGGCUGCAAAGACCAAGCACAUGCUACCUAAUGGCUUCAGGAAGGUUCUUGUUCAUAAUGUUCGUGAACUUGAGGUGUUGAUGAUGCAAAAUCGCACCUUCUGUGCAGAAAUUGCCCACGGUGUUUCAUCCCGUAAGCGCAAGGAUAUUGUGGAAAGGGCAAACCAACUAUCUAUUCGCCUGACCAAUGGCUCGGCAAGACUGCGCACUGAGGAAUCCACCUAAGCUAAUAAACUGUGGUUAUAA
Molecule: messenger RNA, 495 nt
Organism: Homarus americanus (American lobster)
Lineage: Eukaryota; Metazoa; Arthropoda; Malacostraca; Decapoda; Nephropidae
Gene: RpL32
Product: 60S ribosomal protein L32-like
Exons: 4
Coding region: 70-474 (134 amino acids)
Biological process (GO): translation
Cellular component (GO): cytosolic large ribosomal subunit; ribosome
Molecular function (GO): structural constituent of ribosome
Source: RefSeq, a predicted model, not a curated record